Messenger RNA from Sorex araneus (European shrew), 2482 nucleotides. RefSeq names its product anaphase promoting complex subunit 7 (gene ANAPC7). The transcript has 11 exons. Gene Ontology annotation, biological process: cell division. NCBI's taxonomy places the organism in Eukaryota, Metazoa, Chordata, Mammalia, Eulipotyphla, Soricidae. Gene Ontology annotation, molecular function: protein binding. Bases 92 to 1789 code for a protein of 565 amino acids. The record is from RefSeq and is a predicted model, not a curated record.
CGGCGGGGCCGCCAUUUUGGAGCGCGCCUGAGGGAGCGCCUACCGGCUUUUGGCGCCGUUGCCGCCGCCGCCCGCGGCCUCGCGGGGCAGGAUGAAUGUGAUCGACCAUGUGCGGGACAUGGCGGCCGCGGGGCUGCACUCCAACGUGCGGCUGCUCAGCAGCCUGUUGCUUACCAUGAGUAACAACAACCCUGAGUUAUUCUCUCCAUCUCAGAAGUACCAGCUAUUGGUGUAUCAUGCAGACUCUCUCUUCCAUGAUAAGGAAUAUCGGAAUGCUGUGAGCAAGUAUACCAUGGCUUUACAGCAGAAGAAAGCUCUAAGUAAAACUUCAAAAGUGAGACCUUCAACUGGAAAUUCUGCAUCCACUCCACAGAGUCAGUGUCUUCCAUCUGAAAUUGAAGUGAAAUACAAAAUGGCCGAAUGCUACACAAUGCUAAAGCAAGAUAAAGAUGCCAUUGCUAUCCUGGAUGGGAUCCCUUCAAGACAAAGAACUCCUAAAAUAAACAUGAUGUUGGCAAACUUGUACAAGAAGGCUGGUCAGGAGCGCCCUUCAGUCACCAGCUAUAAGGAAGUGCUGAGGCAGUGCCCGUUAGCCCUGGAUGCCAUCCUUGGACUGCUGUCCCUUUCUGUGAAAGGUGCUGAGGUAGCAUCAAUGACGAUGAAUGUGAUCCAGACGGUUCCUAACCUGGAUUGGCUCUCUGUGUGGAUCAAAGCAUACGCUUUUGUGCACACUGGUGACAAUUCAAGGGCAAUCAAUACCAUCUGUUCACUAGAGAAAAAGUCCUUAUUGCGAGAUAAUGUGGACCUCCUGGGAAGCUUAGCGGAUCUGUACUUCAGAGCUGGAGAUAAUAAAAACUCUGUAUUGAAGUUUGAACAGGCACAAAUGUUGGAUCCAUAUUUGAUAAAAGGAAUGGACGUAUAUGGCUACCUGCUGGCCAGAGAAGGGAGGCUAGAAGAUGUGGAGAACCUUGGCUGCCGCCUCUUCAACAUCUCCGACCAGCAUGCAGAACCCUGGGUGGUGUCCGGGUGCCAUAGUUUCUAUAGCAAACGUUAUUCCCGGGCACUCUAUUUAGGAGCCAAGGCCAUUCAGCUGAAUAGUAACAGUGUUCAGGCUUUGCUACUUAAGGGAGCAGCUCUAAGGAAUAUGGGCAGAGUCCAAGAAGCAAUAAUCCACUUUCGGGAGGCGAUACGGCUUGCACCUUGUCGUUUAGAUUGUUAUGAAGGUCUCAUCGAAUGUUAUUUAGCCUCCAACAGUAUUCGUGAAGCAAUGGUCAUGGCUAACAAUGUUUACAAAACUCUAGGAGCAAAUGCACAGACCCUUACCCUUUUAGCCACCGUUUGUCUUGAAGACCCAGUGACACAGGAGAAAGCUAAAACCUUAUUAGAUAAGGCCCUGACACAAAGGCCGGAUUACAUUAAGGCUGUGGUGAAAAAAGCAGAGCUUCUCAGCAGAGAACAGAAAUACGAAGAUGGAAUUGCUUUGCUGAGGAAUGCACUAGCUAAUCAGAGUGACUGUGUCCUGCAUCGGAUCCUAGGAGAUUUCCUUGUAGCUGUCAAUGAGUAUCAGGAAGCAAUGGACCAGUAUAGUAUAGCACUAAGUUUGGACCCCAAUGACCAGAAGUCUCUAGAGGGGAUGCAGAAGAUGGAGAAGGAGGAGAGUCCCACGGAUGCCACUCAGGAGGAGGAUGUGGACGACAUGGAAGGGAGUGGGGAAGAAGGGGACCUGGAGGGCAGCGACAGUGAGGCGGCCCAGUGGGCUGACCAGGAGCAGUGGUUCGGCAUGCAGUGAGGCAGGCGGCAGCUCUGGCCACACUGCCCUGCCCUGCCCCGAGCACUUCCUGCGGACUGAAGGAUCCUGUAGGAGCCUGCUCUCUGGGAGGACCAUGAUUCAGCAUGCGAUUGGUUGCAGCAGGGGUUUCUGCCUCUUGCUCCAUAUUGCUAGUAGUGACUUCUUUUUCGAAACUGAGCCUGAUCAACCUUCCAUGUAUCUUCAGCCUCCCCCGCUUCAGCCAGGGCGAACUGAGGAAGCACUCUGGGAGGCCUGCUGAGAGCUGGGCUUGUGGGACAGAGUGCUUUCUCUGUAUUACUGAUUCGCAAUAUGAAAGCUCCAGGAUAGCCAGUGUUUUGUCUGUGGUCUUACGGGUGGGUUCGACGGAGUGACCUGUCACUCAGAGAGUCAUCUCCGGAGUUGGACAGCGACACAGGCAGGUCCUUUGAGAGAGGGUUCUUGUUCCCAGCAAUCAUUGUUGGUCUGUCCAAACCUCCCUUUUAACCUUGCUUCCUUCUGCAAUGUUAGUAAUGCCUUAAGCUGACAGUUGCUAUUUUGCAGAACGACUUUCCUACUUGCUAAUCUGGUAACUUGCCUAUGAACCUAGGCUUGGAUAUGAGAAACAGGUGUGACCUAGAGCAUGAACGGAGGCACACCUUGGGGUAAUAACUAAUAAAAUGUUUUUGUACAGUAAAAUGGUGUUGGGUUAAUCAG